Messenger RNA from Olea europaea var. sylvestris, 972 nucleotides. Its product is annotated as transcription factor HHO5-like. Gene Ontology annotation, biological process: regulation of DNA-templated transcription. Gene Ontology annotation, molecular function: DNA-binding transcription factor activity; DNA binding. The transcript has 5 exons. NCBI's taxonomy places the organism in Eukaryota, Viridiplantae, Streptophyta, Magnoliopsida, Lamiales, Oleaceae. The coding region runs from base 1 to 873 and encodes 290 amino acids. The record is from RefSeq and is a predicted model, not a curated record.
AUGGGCGAGGAUUUGCAGUUGGGCUCAGUUUCUGAACCGAGAAAAAUUUCAGAUAUUAAUGCACAAGUGUCAAAAAUCGAUGGUUUUUCCAAGAAAUCAGAGCUUGAUAUUCAAGUACAAGAAUUGGAAGAAGAAUUGAGAAAAAUCGAUGCUUUCAAACGUGAACUUCCUCUCUGCAUGCACCUCUUAAAAGAAGCAAUUGAGAGAUUGACAGAGGAAGGGUUGCAAUGGAAGGGAGAAAAGGUGGGAGCAGUGAUGGAGGAAUUUAUGCCAAUGAAGAGUGAUUUAGAAGAACAUCAAGAAGCCAAAAUCUCAAAUGAUUGGAGUGAAAAGAAGGAUUGGAUGAGUUCAAUUCAGCUAUGGAACACUCCUCUUCAGUUCGAGAGUCAAUUUGAUACCAGAAAUCAAGAAUCUGAUUUGCACCCAAAAUCAAGUUGCCAAGAAGAGACUGAGGUUUUGUGUAAUUUAAACAGAGCAGGGGAUUCUGUAUCAUUCAACAAACUAGUGAAGGAAGAGAAAGUAUUUAUCCCAGUUAGAGACCUUUCACCGUCAAUUCCUGUGGCUAAAGUGGGAUCACUUGAUUUGAGUUCGAAACGUCAUUUUGGUCAUGGAAGGUCACAACCGCAGCAGAGAAAACAGAGGCGCUGUUGGUCUCCUGGUUUACAUAAGAGUUUUGUCAAUGCACUUCGUCAGCUUGGUGGAGAACAUGCAGCCACGCCAAAGCAGAUAAGAGAACUUAUGAAAGUGGAUGGCCUUACCAAUGAUGAAAUCAAAAGCCAUUUACAGAAAUACAGGCUUCAUAUCAGAAAGGUUUCGACUUCAUCAACCAGAGUGACGGAUCUAGGUAGUGGCGAGUUAGGGCAGCCGCCCUAGCUGGAUUCACCAGAACCAUCGAGAUCCUUUUUUUUUCUUUUUUUGUUGACAAUAGAUUAAAGUUUUAGGUUAUAUUGCUAGUAUUCAAUUUAUUUUCAA